Molecule: messenger RNA, 1761 nt
Organism: Penaeus chinensis
Lineage: Eukaryota; Metazoa; Arthropoda; Malacostraca; Decapoda; Penaeidae
Exons: 9
Coding region: 1-1761 (586 amino acids)
Cellular component (GO): membrane
Molecular function (GO): ligand-gated monoatomic ion channel activity
Source: RefSeq, a predicted model, not a curated record
AUGGCUAGUACAAAGGUAACGUGUCAGCCUCUCAUCCGAGGGGUCGGUGGUUCGCGUCCCUCCCAAGCACGAGAAGCUUUAACUGUGGGCAGCAGGUUAUUGCUGUGGCUGGACACCACGUUACGUAUGUUGUCGUGGUGCGUGAACGUGGUCGUCCUGAGCGACGACCCCGCCUUCCUGGCCUCGUUCGCCGAGUCGUCGCUCCGGGGCCGCCUCCUGGUGUGGGCCACGAGGCUCCUGGUCGUCACCCGCCUGCCCCUUCACGAGCUCCGGCGGCUCCUCGCCUCCUCCUGGACCUUCUCCAUGAUGAACACUAUAUUCAUUAACUUGGAAGAGGGUUCAGGUGGACUUCGACAGAAGAUAUACACACACUUCCCUUACGGUCGGGAUGGAGCCCAGCUGGUCGAGGUGGCUUCGUGGACGUCGGCGCGAGGCCUCUCCGUCAGGGGUGGCCGCCAGCUGUUUCCGGAGAAGUUUGAGAAUUUCCACGGAGCCAAAGUGGGCGUGACGGCCUUGCCUUUCCGCCCCUACUGGAUCGAGGAGGAGACGAAGGCCCCCGACGGCGCCCUCCUGAAGACGUACUCUGGCUCCGACGGCCUCCUCCUGACGACCAUCGCGGAGGCGCUCAACUUCUCCUUCGUCGUCCUUCCCGUCGCAGGGUGGGGCGAGGUGACCUCCUUCGUGACGGAGAGGAAAUCCAUGAUGGCGGCGAUCUACCACAUCCUCCUGCCGCAGCGAAAGGAACGUUAUGAUUUUACCUUCACGUACGAGCAGAUAAAGACGGACUUCUGCAUGGCCACACCCUCUCUUGGGACCAACUGGCAGAGUCUCUACUACCCGCUGUCUCAUGGCGUGUGGGCGUCGGUACUGGCCAUGUUGGUUGUUAUCUCCUGCGUGUUGUAUGUGGUCACCAGGGUCUUCAGCAGGGACGACGGCCAAAGACUCGGGUCCUGGGGCGUGACAGAGGUCGUCCUGGGAUCCUUAUUGGGCCAGAGCAUAGUGCAGAGGACGGGCAAUGGCAGUAGGUAUCGUGUGCUCGUAGCGACGUGGCUGAUUUUCGCCUUUAUCGUCGGGACAGCUUAUCGAGGGAACCUGACCGCUGCCCUGACGUUGCCCGCGUACCCACCCCGACCCGAGACCAUCGAACAGCUUGUAAAGGCCGUGGAGAGCGUCACGAUGCCCUCCUACGGGACUGAAUUUCGAGAUUUCUUCCUUCAGUCCGGAUCCUUCGAGUUCAAAACGCUUGGUUCCCAGAUGGUGAUCGUGCCAUCUGCCAUGGAUGGUCUUCGUCAGGCGUUGAUCAAGAAGCAGUCUCACAUGGACGGGCGGCGCUACCUGGACCAGAUGAUCGCGGAGCAUUUCACGGACGCGCGCGGGGAGGCCCAGCUGUAUGUGGGGCGUCAGAGCGUCCUUCCGGGGCUGGCGGGCUGGCCGAUCCCCCACGAUGCGCCCUACAAGCCGCAGCUCGACCGCCUCAUGAUGAGGAUUAUCGAGGUGGCCGGCUUAUACGAGAAGUGGAGCGAAGACAUGCUAAGACAAGCCCGACAAGAAGGAAGACAAAAGCAGAAGAUGAAGAAACAAAUGCAGGCUGACAAGCAGGAGGACGACGUAGAAGCAGACAGCAGCGACGGCGCGAAGGCUCUGAACAUCGUCCACAUGCAAGGGCCGCUCAUGCUGCUUCUCCUGGGCCUUCUGCUGGGGGUCCUCGCGUUCGUGUUGGAGCUCGCGGUCGGGGGAAAGACUCGGCCUGCAGUUUCCUAA